AUGCUAGGGUUGGUGGUGUUGUUGGGGGUUUUCAUUCUCCUGCUGUCCUUCUUCAUCAGGGUCCGCCGUCCUAAAAACUUUCCUCCAGGACCUCGUCCCCUGCCCAUCCUUGGAAAUCUGCUACAACUGGACCCUGUCAACCCUCUGAAAGAUCUGGAGAGGCUGAAGAGGCGCUAUGGAAACGUGUUUAGUCUGUAUGUCGGCACGCAGCCUGUUGUGAUUCUGAAUGGCCUGGAGGCAAUUCGUGAGGCACUGGUAACCCGCGCAAUGGAAUACGGAGGACGGCCAAACCAUAUCAUGAUCAGUCACGUCUUGCAAGGCAAAGGGGUCAUCUUGGCCAAUUAUGGCUCAAGCUGGAGGGAACACAGGCGCUUCACCCUCACCACAUUGAGGAACUUUGGUCUUGGAAAACGCUCCAUGGAAGAACGAAUCUUAGGAGAAGUUACCCACAUCUGCAAAGAGCUGGAGAGCAGUGCCGGCGAUUUGAUUGAUCCGCAGAAUCUGUUCCAUUUGGCGGCGUCCAACAUCAUCUGCUCGCUGAUUUUUGGAGAGAGAUUUUCAUACGACGACCCGAUCUUCCUCACCCUCAUCCAGUGGUUGCAGGAUUUGACUAAACAAUCUAUCAGUCCUUGGGCCAUGGUCUAUGAAAUUCUCCCGGUCUUGAGGCCCCUCCCUUUGCCCUUCAGGAACGUUUUCCAAAAAUGUGAUGAAAUCAAAGACUUUAUCAGCAAGAUUGUGACUCAGCACAAACAUUCAUGGGUUGCAGGAGAGCCCAGAGACCUGAUUGACUCCUAUCUGGACCAGAUUGACAAGACUGCUGAAGAAGGCUCCACAUUUAAUGACACACAGAUGGUGUCUCUCCUACUUGAUCUGUUCAUUGCGGGUACAGACACCACUUCAAACACCCUCCGUUCUGUCAUGCUACACCUGAUGACCAACCAACCUAUACAAGAUCGCUGUCACAGAGAAAUUGAAGAGGUUCUUGAGGGACGGGUAGACGCCUCGUUUGAGGACAGACAUGCCAUGCCGUAUGUUCAAGCCGUGAUCCAUGAGGCACAGCGCAUGAGUGACACUGUUCCUCUUAGCGUGUUCCACAGCACCUGCAAGGACACACAACUACAGGGCUACCAGCUGCCCAAGGGCACAAUGGUGAUUCCUAAUCUGUCCUCUGUACUUCAUGAGGAGGGCCAGUGGAAGUUCCCACACGAGUUCAACCCUGAGAACUUCCUCAAUGAUAAAGGAGAGUUUGUGAAACCAGAGGCCUUUCUUCCGUUCUCAACAGGAAUUCGUGUGUGUCUUGGGGAGGGGUUGGCACGUAUGGAGCUCUUCUUGUUUGUGGUGACCUUGCUUCAGCGUUUUCAAUUUGUCUGGCCUGAAACUGGAGGUGUCCCAGAUUUAAGCCUCAUCUUUGGCGGGACACAAUCUCAAAAGCCCUACCGUAUGGGUGUGCGUGUGUGGAACGGCCAGCGAGCCUGAACUCCCUACAAUCUCUGCAAUGGAGCAGUAUGUCUGUCACUCAAACAGCUAAAUGUCUAUUAUGUUAUUAUUCGCUUUUAGUUGUUUGACUCAUUGCCUGAUGGAAAUAACACUACAGUUGUUAAUUAUAAAUAUAUUACCAACCAUUAAAAUAUUUUAGGAAUGAUCAUUAACACCUAUACAAUCUAGUAAUUCAUAUUACUGUAAAUACAGUGCUCUUCUUAAAAAUUACCAAAAAUAUUCUUAAACAUGUGGCACCCCUAGAAAGUCCUAUGAACCAAAUCGGUAAAAGUAUUUUGCCAUUUAAAUACAUUUUUCUUUUCAUCCACCAACAUAGUGAAAGUCAGAAAACACCAAAUGAAAUGACACAAAAUGUAGUUGACCAUCAUAAAUUUGACAAUGGCUGGAUAAAAUUAAAAUGACCACUAAUAGGAAUUUCUAAAUUAACUGGAGCUGUGAUGUACCGGCCUGGAAGAGGACUGAAGUGUAUUGUGCACAAAUGUACAGUUAGAAGGAUGGUUUCAGAAGUAACAUAGAUUCUACGCAGUUGGAGAAUUGCAGACCCUGGUUGAAUCUUGGGGUCUUGAACACUGCAGUUACAGUAGAAGCCACCUUAAAGCCAACAAGCCUUUCGGACGUCUUGCCAGAAGAACAACCAAACUGUCCACUGUCUCUGCUGUUAUGAAGACAUUAACGCUGAAGCCUGGAGUUUGCUAAACACCAUUUGAACUUUGACAGGAAUUGGGUUCUGUGGACGAAACAAGAUAAAAUAGAGCUUUUUGACAGACCGCAGAACUGGUUUUAGUUUAAAAAUGUGGAUGGUCAUGUAGGAAAUUCCAACUGUUAAGUAUGCUGGUAAAGGGGGGAUGUUGUGUGAAAAAGUUAUUCCCUGCAUUUUUUACUUAACCCGUUUAACCUGACAAAAUCAGGCAUUCUAAACGUUACCACAAGCUUGACUGUGCCUUGUGGUGAUCUUGUAGUGAGUUAUGUGCAGCCCUGAUUACAAUGAUGAACGAUGGCAAUUUUGAUAAUGCUAGACCAUAUAACUUUAUUGAUUAAACAUCAAUCAUACUUACAUAGCAAAGGUUAUGUUAUAAUGAACAAUUGGGUCUCACGUCCUUGUUGUCCAAACCAGAGGGCAAAAGUAUCUUUGCACCCAUAUUUAGAAUGUAGGGUGGGCAUGGCCACCUUUUAAAAGAAAGGCCUAAUGCCAAAUCCAUUCAAUAUUAUGGUAAAUAUCUACUGCAGCAUGAAAAGGAAUGAUGUGAAAUUUAACAUACUUACUGUUAACUUUUCAAUAUUGGCAAUAUCCCAUAAUAUUAUAAAUAUCCCAACAUUAUAAAAUGUUACCAAUGCAAUUAGAAAAGUAAA
Messenger RNA from Esox lucius (northern pike), 2847 nucleotides. RefSeq names its product cytochrome P450 2B4. The transcript is spliced from 9 exons. Gene Ontology annotation, molecular function: iron ion binding; oxidoreductase activity, acting on paired donors, with incorporation or reduction of molecular oxygen, reduced flavin or flavoprotein as one donor, and incorporation of one atom of oxygen; heme binding. Gene Ontology annotation, biological process: xenobiotic metabolic process. The record is from RefSeq and is a predicted model, not a curated record. Lineage: Eukaryota; Metazoa; Chordata; Actinopteri; Esociformes; Esocidae. Gene Ontology annotation, cellular component: cytoplasm; intracellular membrane-bounded organelle. Bases 1 to 1476 code for a protein of 491 amino acids.